UUUACUUCUCGAGGCACUCAUAUAGGUUUCUACAUCAUUCACAAUGUGGUUUUGUUUCUCUAUUAAAUGCAGCUUACUUGGAUGAAUGUAGAUUUCCAUCAAAAUAUAUCAACAAGAUGGAACUAAUUUUAUCAAAGGUGGUACAUUAUCCGUUCAUCAUUACUAUUGCUACUAUGGUGGCAGCAUCCCCUUUAUUUGUAGAACUUCCUUCCAGCAAACACAAAGCGAGUCUUAUUGAAGCAAAGCUACAACAGUCUCAAACCAACGAAGGUACCAACAUUAUAAAUGUAAACAUAAAAAAUCCUGUUAUAAUAAUCACCAACAAAGAUUUUACGAGAAAUGAUACAGAUUAUGAAAAUGUAUUAAACAAAUUAGUAAAAAACUUUACUGCUGGACAAGAUUUAUCAAAACAGACUUUACCAGUUCCACAGAAUGACAGAGUAAUUGAAGUUGCAGAUUUAUUAGCAGAGAAUAUAACUUUACCAACAACACCAACACCACAUGUUUUCAACACAACAGAAAUUAAUAAUGUGAAAAAAGAAGUGACUAUCAAAAAUGAAACCGCAGUUCCAAACAUUGAGGAAGUACCCCACAAUACCAAUAUAGAAACAGAGAAUAUAACAGUAUCAACCAUUGCAACACCACAAGUGUUCAAUACAGCUGAAACCCUAGAAAAUAUUUCAUAUGAAACGACUGCAGAGCCUGAUAGACAAAUUCCCCACGUUGAGACAGCAACUGAAAGUUCCGAUUCACCAACAAAGAAUGUAUCAAUAGCAUCGACUCAAACUCCAAAGGUUUUAAAUAAAAAUGAAACCCAUGAAAAGAUUGCUGAGACUGAUACACCAGUUCCCCACGUUGAGACAGCAACCGGAAAUUCUGAUUUACCAACAGAGCAUGUAUCAAUAGUAUCAACUCAAACUCCAAAGGUUUUCGAUAAAAAUGAAUCCCAAGAAAAUAAUAAUAUUGAAAAGAUUGCUGAGACUGAUACACCAGUUCCCCACGAUAAAAAAGCAACUGAAAGUUCCGAUUCACCAACAGAGAAUGUAUCAAUAAUAUCAACUGAAACAUCACCAGAUUUCAAUAAAAAUAAAACCCUAGAAAAUAUUUCAUAUGAAACUACUGCAAGGCCUGAUAGACCAAUUCCCCACGUUGAAACAGCAACCGGAAGUUCUGAUUUACCAACAGAGCAUGUGUCAAUAGUAUCAACUCAAACUCCAAAGGUUUUAAAUAAAAAUGAAACCCUUAAAAAGAUUUCUGAAACUGAUACACCAGUUCCCCAAGAUAAGAAAGCAACUGAAAGUUCCGAUUCAACAACAGAGAAUGUAUCAAUAAUAUCAACUCAAACUCAAAAAUUUUUAAAUAAAAAUGAAACCCUUGAAAAUAUUGCUGAGACUGAUAGGCCAGUUCCCCUCGUUGAGGACAGCUACUGAAACUUCUGAUUCACCGACAGAGAAUGUAUCAAUAAUAUCAACUCAAAAUCCAAAGAUUUUAAAUAAAAAUGAAACCCUUGAAAAUAUUGCUGAAACUGAUACACCAGUUCCCCACGAUGAGACAACAACCGAAACUUAUGAUUUAUCAACAGAGAAAGUAUCUAUAGUAUCAACUCAAAUUCCAAAGGUUUUCAAUAAAAAUGAAACCCGUGAAAAUAUUGCUGAGACUGAUACACCAGUUCCCCACGUUGAGGCAGCAACCGGAAGUUCUGAUUUACCAACAGAGAAUGUAUCAAUAGAAUCAAAUCAAACUCCAAAGGCUUUCAAUAAAAACGAAACCCGUGAAAAGAUUGCUGGGACUGACACACCAGUUCCCCACGUUGAGACAGCAACCGGAAGUUCUGAUUUACCAACAGAGAAUGUAUCAAUAGAAUCAACUCAAACUCCAAAGGCUUUCAAUAAAAACGAAACCCUUGAAAAGAUUGCUGGGACUGAUACACCAGUUCCCCACGUUGAGACAUCAACCGGAAGUUCUGAUUUACCAACAGAGCAUGUAUCAAUAGUAUCAACUCAAACUCCAAGGGUUUUCGAUAAAAAUGAAACCCAAGAAAAUAAUAAUAUUGAACAGAUUGCUGAGACUGAUACACCAGUUCCCCACGUUGAGACAGCAACCGGAAGUUCUGAUUUACCAACAGAGAAUGUAUCAAUAAUAUCAACUCAAACUCCAAAAGUUUUAAAUAAAAAUGAAAAACACUUGAAAAUAUUGCUGAGACUGAUAGGCCAGUUCCCCUCGUUGAGGAAGCUACUGAAACUUCUGAUUUACCAACAGAGAAUGUAUCAAUAAUAUCAACUGAAAC
Messenger RNA from Homalodisca vitripennis (glassy-winged sharpshooter), 2287 nucleotides. RefSeq names its product zonadhesin-like. The record is from RefSeq and is a predicted model, not a curated record. NCBI's taxonomy places the organism in Eukaryota, Metazoa, Arthropoda, Insecta, Hemiptera, Cicadellidae. The transcript has 3 exons. Bases 117 to 1430 code for a protein of 437 amino acids.